This is a messenger RNA of Entamoeba dispar SAW760, 1197 nucleotides long. RefSeq lists its product as uncharacterized. The record is from RefSeq and is a predicted model, not a curated record. Bases 1 to 1197 code for a protein of 398 amino acids. Gene Ontology annotation, biological process: mitotic DNA replication checkpoint signaling; DNA damage checkpoint signaling; DNA repair. Gene Ontology annotation, molecular function: chromatin binding. The transcript has a single exon. NCBI's taxonomy places the organism in Eukaryota, Evosea, Mastigamoebida, Endamoebidae.
AUGAAUGAGAAUUUAACAAAACCAAAAAUACUUAUUGUUAAUGGACCGAAUGGAAGUGGAAAAACAACACUAAUCAAAUCAAUUGGAAAGGAAGAUCGAAUCCAAAUCAAAGAGAUGGAUAGUAAAAUAAACGAUAAGAAAGGAAAAAAUAAAGAAGAAAUGAGAGAAUGGGUAUUGUAUUCAUCAGAAAUGAGAGGAUUGUUUGGAGGUGAUUGGAGAAGAAGUUGUAUUUUAUUUGAAGAAGAAUGUUCAAGUGAAUGGUAUGUUGAAUUAUUUGUAGAUUAUGUAAGAAAUGGGAAAAUGCCAUUAGUUAUUACUUGUAAUGAAUCAAUUAAAAAUAGUAUUAACAAAUACAUUGAAACAAAUAAAGGGAAUUUUGAAUAUGAAAGUUUAAAAGAAUCAAUUAGUUAUGUUACUUUAAACCCAAUAACAAUAAAUAGUAUCAAAAAAUGUUUAAAUGGAAUAAGUCAAGGGAUUAUUAAUAGUAUAGCAGAAGGAUGUCAUGGUGAUUUGAGAGUUGCAUUAAAUAAUAAAGAAAUUAUCGAAAUAAACAGUAAAUUUAUACAAGUUAUAUCUACUAACGAGGCUAUUUCAUUUUUUCAUUUAAUAGGAAGAAUUAUUCAUACAGAACCAGUUUAUAAUGAAUAUGAAAAAAGGUAUGAAUUGAAACAUAGUCCAAGUAGUGUGGCAAAAGAGUUACAAGGAAGAGAACGAAUUAUUCCAUUAAUUGAACACAAUAUUAUUUCUACAAUUAAAGAAAUGAAAUAUUUAACUUAUGUAGAACAUUAUAUUUGUUUGGCUGAUAUAUUUCAGAAACAAGCAUUCAAUCAACCACUCUGUGAAUACCUUACAUGUGCUGUUAUUACAGGAAGUGUUAUGGUUAUCCCAAGAAAAGAAAAAAGAAUGGUUGAAAUAGAAGCAUCACCAGUAAAUCAAUCACUUAGUACAAUGAAUAAAAAAGGGAAUAAAGAAAUUGAAGAGUGUAAAGAAUGUUUUAAUAAAAUAAUAAAUAAUUGUAUUACAAAACAAAAACAAACAAUACCAUUUAAUAUUGAAUAUGAUACAUUUUGUAGUGAUGUAUUACCAUUUAUAGAAAUAUUAAAAUCUAAUGGAAUGGUACAAAAUCAUCAAUUAGAAUAUUGUUUGAAACAAAUUCAUUCACAUUCUAAUGUAUUUCAGUUUGUUAUUUCAAUUUAA